GACCGAGCCUCCCGUUCACCAGGCGUAGAGGCGGAUACACACACACACACACAUACACACCUCGCAUCGUUUGUAACGCUGCCAGCCAGUUAGACGGCGCCGCUAGCCUCUCAGCAGUCCUCCCUGUCCGACUUUUUUCCAAUGAUAAACCAUCUAAACGACACAAGGCUGAAUUCAGACACACACCGCUGCCUCUCUCCCUCCGUGACCGAGGAGGGCACCCACCACCCAGGCCGUCAUCAUCACCAUCAGCAGCAGCAGCAGCUGGCUUCACGGCGAGCGUUAGCGGCUAACCGGCUAAUACGAGCAGGUCUAACGAAGUCUUUUACUUUUGAACCGUCAAAAAUGAUAAGCCAGGCGCUGCGUUUCAACUUCACGCUUCGACUUUCCCAGCUGUGAUGGAAAGGCACCGCUGACUGAAGAACAUAUAUCCUGGAUGCCGUGACAUACGGGACGUGGUCAAUCCAAGAUGGAGAAAAAGAAAAUGUGCCCCCGCCUUCUUGACUACUUGGUAGUAGUUGGAGCAAGGCAACCAAGUAGUGACAGUGUGGCCCAGACACCUCAGCUCCUCCGCCGCUACCCGCUGGAGGAUCACCACGACUUCCCGCUCCCACCAGACGUGGUGUUUUUCUGCCAACCAGAGGGCUGCCUGAGUAUACGCCAGCGCAGGGUGAGCCUCCGUGACGACUCCUCAUUCGUUUUCACGCUGACCGACAAGGACUCAGGAAUCACCCGCUACGGAAUCUGCGUCAACUUCUACCGCUCUUUCCAGCGAGGUCAUCACCGCACUCGUGGGGACAAGAACAGUCACACAGAGUCGGCGGGACAGGCGGCGGACACCGCGAGCGAAGGGUCCGACGGCAGCGGCGGAGGCCCGGCCUCCACGUUACCUCCACCCAGCAAUGCCGAGUCAGCACCUCCGCCUGCCUCGGGAGAAGAGAGCGGAAAGCCGGGCGCCGAGCUGAAUGCCGGCAAAUCCCCUCAGCACAGACGGAGCGCUGCCAAGAUGGCGGCCAGGAACCGCAACAGCACGCUGACCUCGCUGUGCAUACUCAGCCACUACCCGUUUUUCUCCACCUUCAGGGAAUGCUUGUAUAUUCUCAAGAGGCUGGUGGACUGUUGCAGUCAGAGGCUAACGCAGCGGGCCGGGCUCCCUCGCGCCACCCAGAGGGACACCAUGUGGCGCGUGUUCACCGGUGCGCUGUCGGUGGAGGAGAAAGGCAGCCAGCUGCUGGCCGACCUGCGUGAGAUUGAAUCCUGGGUGUACCGGCUGCUGCGCUCACCGGUACCACUGGCCGGUCAGAGACGCGUGGAUGUGGAAGUGUUGCCCCACGAACUCAAACGGUCACUCACCUUCGCCCUGCCUGACAACUCCCGCUUCUCCAUGGUCGACUUCCCCCUGCACCUGCCCUUGGAGCUGCUGGGUGUGGACGCCUGUCUGCAGGUCCUCAGCUGCGUCCUGCUGGAGCACAAGGUCAUUCUUCAGUCCAGAGAUUACAACGCCUUGUCUAUGAGCGUCAUGGCCUUCGUGGCCAUGAUCUACCCUCUGGAGUACAUGUUCCCCGUCAUCCCUUUACUGCCAACAUGCAUGGCCUCGGCUGAGCAGCUCCUCCUCGCCCCCACUCCCUACAUCAUAGGUGUACCAGCCAGUUUCUUUCUCUACAAAUCUGAUUUCAAAAUGCCAGACGACUUGUGGCUUGUGGACCUUGACAGCAGCAAGGUUAUAGCACCCACCAAUGCAGAGCUGCUACCACCUCUUCCAGAGCCUGAAGCAGGCGAGCUUAAGAAACACCUGAAACAGCUGUUGGAGUGUCUGGUUAGGUUGACCGUGAUCACCCAAAAGCAGAUCUUCUCCUCUGAAAAUAAGGCGUUGGCCAGCAUGAGUUUGAACACCCAACCCAUUCUGAACCUGGAGAAGUUCCAGGAAGGUCAGGAGAUGCCUCUGCUCCCGCCCGGACGAGACAAAGCUUCGCCGUCCUCCACGGAGUUCAACCCCCUCAUUUACGGCAACGACGUAGAUUCGGUGGAUGUGGCCACCAGGGUUGCCAUGGUGCGGUUCUUCAACUCGCCGAAUGUUCUUCAGGGGUUCCAGAUGCACACUCGCACCUUGCGCCUCUUCCCCCGGCCAGUGGUGGCUUUUCAGUCGACGUCCUUUCUGGCAUCUCGGCCGCGGCGCUCCGGCUUUGCAGAUAAACUUUCUCACACCCAGGCGGUGGAGUUCUACGGGGAGUGGGCUCUCAACCCCACCAACCUCGCCUUUCAGAGGAUACAUAACAAUGUGUUUGACCCCUCCUUAAUCGGAGACAAGCCCAAGUGGUACGCACACCAGCUCCAGCCAGUGGUUUACCGAGUGUAUGAUGGAAGCUCCCAGCUGGUUGAAGCUAUGGCCGGUCCCUUGGAGGAUGAGGGCAACGAAUCUGACCCCACAGACAGUGGCAGUGACAGCGAGGCGUACGACGACUCCAGCUCUUCCUACUCCUCACUCGGCGACCUCGUUAGCGAGAUGAUCCAAGGUGACAUCCAGGGAGACACGCCGAGCUUGGACCCUCCGACCCACGCUGCGCUGGGAGACGCUAGCGAGGUUGAGUUUCAAGACUUCCACGACUUCAGGGAAGGUCAUGGCUCCGAGGGUCCGCCCAGUGGGGAAGGACCCGCCGAGCCCUCCGAUGGACAACCCCUUCGCUCGAGCUCCAGCACGACCGCGAGCUCAAGUCCCAGUACAAUCAUCCAGGGAGUCAACAAUGAGCCUGGGGAAGCACCUGAAAUUGAAGCAUCAGCAAGUGCUGCUUUACAGAACCCUGUCCCCGGACUGGGCAGUCAGCCAUUCCUCAGGCCCACAGCUGAUGCCGGCCUGGUGGACCCAGCCAACAAAAAACAGGAGUAUGACAACCCAUACUUUGAGCCUCAGUAUGGCUUCCCCUCAGAGGAUGACCCUGAUGCAGAGGAGCAAGUGGAGUCAUACACCCCUCGAUUCAACCAGAACCUCAAUGGCAACAAGGUACAGCGUCCGUUACGUCCCAGUAGCCUGAGGCUCCCGGGAGAGUCUGACGGGGAGGGAGACUCCCGCAACAGCUCGCCAAACUCCACCAUCUCCAACAGCAGCAAUGAUGGAUUCGGAGGACUCAUGUCCUUCGCCAGCAACCUUUACAAGAACCACGGCACCAGUUUCAGCCUGUCCAACCUCGCCCUCCCCAACAAGGCGGCGAGGGAGAAGUCCACACCUUUCCCCAGCCUGAAAGUAUUUGGGCUAAAUUCUCUAAUGGAGAUUAUUACUGAGGCCGGCCCGGGGAGCGGAGAAGGCGCACGUGCACCGCGAGCGCUUGUGGACCAGAAGUCGUCGGUGAUCAAGCACAGUCCGACGGUGAAGAGAGAAUCUCCCUCUCCUCAGGGUCGAGUCAACAACACAAGUGAGAAUCAGCAGUUCUUGAAGGAGGUGGUGCAGAGUGUUCUGGACGGUCAGGGAGUCGGCUGGCUCAACAUGAAAAAGGUUCGCCGCCUGCUGGAGAACGAGCAGCUUCGUGUCUUUGUGCUGAGUAAGCUGAACAGAGCCAUCCAGUCGGAGGAGGACGCCCGACAGGAGAUCAUACGUGACGUGGAGGUGAGCAGGAAGGUGUACAAAGGCAUGCUGGACAUCUUGAAGUGCACGGUUUCCAGUCUGGAGCACUCGUACACCAACGCAGGCCUCGGAGGGAUGGCCAGUGUCUUCAGCUUGUUGGAAAUAGCGCGCACGCACUAUCAAACCAAAGACCCAGAAAAACGCAAGCGAAGCCCCACAGACAGUGCUGGCAGCCCAGGGAGUAAAGAGAGUCCUUCUGGUCGUAUGGAGACCGCCAGACCUCAGGGCCUCCUGAAUAUUCCCCACCUGCAGCUGCCGCACCACACAACGGGCAAAGGAGCCCGCCAUUUUGAUACCCGGAGUCUGAACGAGGAGAACUUUAUUGCCUCGAUUGAAUUGUGGAGCAAGCACCAGGAUAAGCAAAAAGCUAUGGAAAAACCACAGAGGUCUGAGGGAGCGAAGCAGCAGCGCCCCCAGGUGACCGACGCAGAGGAGAAGAAGUCACAGAUCAGUGCUGACAGUGGCCUCAGCGUCACAUCUGGAUCUCAGAAGAGCGACACGGAGUCCGUCACGAGCUCGGAGCCACCGAUCCUGACGAGAAGCACCAGCCAGGACUCGGAGGCCAGCACAGUGAUCAGCAACAGCUCUGGAGAAACUCUGGGAGCCGACAGCGACCUGAGCAGCACCGCGGGAGACGGCCUCGGCGGGAGAACCGCUCCUCAUCUCAAUCAGUCCAGGGGAACUCUGUCUGACAGCGAGAUUGAAACCAACCCAGCCACCAGCUCAGUGUUUGGAAAGACCCACACUCUGAAACCAGGUGUGAAAGAUCACGUACCUGCCAUGGCCAAGGGGCCGCCAGCGCAGCCCAUGGAGGACAUCAGUAUGAGGAUUUACCUUUGCGAAGGCCUGCUGGGUAAGGAGCGCUCCACUCUGUGGGACCAGGUGCAGUUCUGGGAGGACGCCUACUUAGAUGCCGUGAUGUUGGAGCGCGAGGGCAUGGGGAUGGACCAGGGACCCCAGGAGAUGAUCGAAAGAUACCUGUCGCUGGGAGAUCACGACCGGAAGCGUCUGGAGGACGAUGAGGACCGACUCCUGGCCACCCUGCUGCACAAUAUGAUUGCAUACAUGCUAAUGAUGAAAGUGAACAAAAAUGACAUCAGGAAGAAAGUGCGGCGCUUGAUGGGGAAGUCCCACAUCGGCCUCACGUACAGCCAAGAGAUCAACGAGAUACUGGACAAACUGGCUAACAUGAACGGCCGUGAGCUGUCCAUCAGGCCCAGUGGAAGCCGUCACAUCAAGAAGCAAACCUUUGUUGUUCACGCCGGCACUGAUACCACAGGAGACAUCUUUUUCAUGGAGGUCUGUGACGACUGCAUCGUCCUGCGCAGCAACAUCGGCACAGUUUACGAGCGCUGGUGGUACGAGAAGCUCAUCAACAUGACGUACUGCCCCAAGACCAAGGUCCUGUGUCUCUGGAGACGCAACGGCCAAGAGACGCAGCUCAACAAGUUCUAUACCAAAAAGUGUCGUGAACUGUAUUACUGUGUUAAAGACAGUAUGGAAAGAGCUGCAGCAAGACAGCAAAGCAUUAAACCAGGGCCGGAGCUGGGCGGAGAGUUUCCCGUCCAGGACAUGAAAACCGGCGAAGGCGGACUGCUGCAGGUCACGCUGGAAGGAAUCAACCUUAAAUUCAUGCACAGCCAGGUUUUCAUAGAGCUGAGUCACAUUAAAAAGUGCAAUACAGUGAAGGGAGUCUUUGUCCUGGAGGAAUUUGUUCCUGAAACUAAAGAAGUGGUGAUCCACAAGUACAAGACCCCCAUGGCACAUCAGAUCUGUUACUCCGUCCUCUGCCUCUUCUCCUACGUGGCGGCGGUGAAGGGGAAGGAGGCGGAAGGAAAACCCAAGAUCCUGUCACCGAGGCCUCUUCCUAGCUAGUCUA
Seriola dumerili (greater amberjack) is the source of this 5495-nucleotide messenger RNA. It is a transcript of the gene madd, whose product is annotated as MAP kinase activating death domain. Gene Ontology annotation, molecular function: guanyl-nucleotide exchange factor activity. The transcript has 37 exons. Gene Ontology annotation, biological process: regulation of Rab protein signal transduction; regulation of apoptotic process. NCBI's taxonomy places the organism in Eukaryota, Metazoa, Chordata, Actinopteri, Carangiformes, Carangidae. The record is from RefSeq and is a predicted model, not a curated record. Gene Ontology annotation, cellular component: cytosol. Bases 470 to 5491 code for a protein of 1673 amino acids.